CCAACACUUUCAAUUGCCCAGAAGAACCCCGAGCACGCAUUUCGAGACACUCACCGAGCGCCUCUCCAUAUUUUCCACCACCAAUCCUACUCACAUACCAUGGCUCCCGAAUCCAACAACCACGAGUUCCCCUACUCACUAACAAUCUCCCUCCCUCUCCCAACAAAUCGCCUCGCCUCCUCCGCCUUGCGCACCCUAGAAGUCGACUCAGAACUGUCCCCCUUCGUGCGGCGCACACUCAGUCUCGAAUCUCCAACCUCCGAACCUCCCUCGGAGCCCAAAGAAAAGAAACAAAAGCAAGAUCCCGAUGAAUCAAAGAGCGUGUUGAAGACUACAUACUACGCGACUACUAAUCGCAUGCUACGCGUUGCUGUUAAUGGGUUUAUGGAGAGUCUGGGUGUUAUACUUGGGGUUAUGACUGAAUUGGAUGUUGAUGUUCUGAAGGCUGAGAUGGAGGGUUGAAAGGAUGACACUAUGGCACUGAAAGAUAUGCUUGAAUGAAGGGUUGUCUGCUUCCAGGGCUCUGUGCUAGUUGCUAGGUCUUGAUCUUGAUCUUGGACUUGUCUACAGCGAGGGCGGCAACAUCCUCAGACUCAGACUUGGCUUCGUCCUUUCCGGCGUUGGGCUAUACUUCUACUGUUUUACACUAUCGCUCGAGACUAUUCACAGUUUCACUGGGCAGUGAGUUACACCUUGAUUCAUUGAAUGGCCUUUUCGAUGCCAUCAAGGUUGAUUAUCGCUUAAUGGGAAGAGCAACGCCAAGAGAGCCCCCAUUGCAGAUCGGAGAAGAAUGACUAGGCACAACGACUGCUUGGUUCCAGCUACGUGACUGCUCCUUAUUGCUGGAUCGCAGGUUUCAUCUGCUGUUGGAUUUGCUUCGCUCUUAGCCUGGACUAGCAGGAAUCCCCAGCAAUGUGAGUAAUAUGGAUAUUCAAAUGGUCCAAUUUUACAUUGCAUUAAACAAGCAAUAGAAAUGC
Molecule: messenger RNA, 977 nt
Organism: Penicillium canescens
Lineage: Eukaryota; Fungi; Ascomycota; Eurotiomycetes; Eurotiales; Aspergillaceae
Product: CTAG/PCC1 family protein
Exons: 2
Coding region: 100-462 (120 amino acids)
Cellular component (GO): EKC/KEOPS complex
Source: RefSeq, a predicted model, not a curated record